Molecule: messenger RNA, 594 nt
Organism: Prionailurus viverrinus (fishing cat)
Lineage: Eukaryota; Metazoa; Chordata; Mammalia; Carnivora; Felidae
Product: calcium and integrin-binding family member 2-like
Molecular function (GO): calcium ion binding
Source: RefSeq, a predicted model, not a curated record
AUGGGUGGGUCUGCAGUGGGCGGGGCUCAGGCUCUGGUGCCUGGGCAGCACAGGCAGAUCACCUCCACGGACGAGCAGCUGGACUACUACCGGGACUGCACCUUCUUCAGUGAGCAGGACAUCCUCACGCUCCACGCGCAAGCACGCUUCUACCAGCUGGCCCCCACCGUCCCAGUGGACUGUCGGAAAAGCCCCGUCGUCCAUGUGCAGAUGAGCCUCGUCAUCGUGAUGCCAGAGCUCCGGGAGUACCCAUUCAAGGAAAGGAUCGUAGAGGUUUUUACCGAGGAUGGCAAGGGGAACCGCACCUUCGGCAACUUUGUGGGUAUGUCCUCUGUGCUCUGCGAGUUGGCUCUCCGGGAGCUCAAGGCAAACUAUUCCUUCAACACCUACAACUUCGUCUGCAAGGAGGAUCUGGAGCGGAAGCUGGCCGGGCUCACCCAGUCGGAGUUGGACGAGGAGGAGGUGAUGCUCGUGUGCGACAAGAUCAUCGAGGAGGCCGACCUGGACAAGGAUGGUAAACUGGACUUUGUGGACCUUGAGGACGUGAUUGCCAAGGCCCGCGACUUCCUCAGCACCUUCCACAUCCGGAUCUGA